Messenger RNA from Ostertagia ostertagi, 1360 nucleotides. The record is from the annotation of a GenBank genome assembly. Lineage: Eukaryota; Metazoa; Nematoda; Chromadorea; Rhabditida; Trichostrongylidae.
AUGGCGUCUAUGCUAAGGGGUGCAGGUCGGAACACUCUGAAUUUUGACGACGAAUGGGCCAAGAUCCAUAAGAUUGUGUUGGCUUUGAUAACACAGGAAAGAGUAACCCAGUUAGAAUGGCAAGAUUUGUUCCUUGCUGUGUACAAAAUCCAUUCGUGGGUGGACGACGGGAAGAAGAAGCUCCAUGCCGCGAUCGAUUACAACGUGAAGGAAUACGUAAGAAUGGCUAGAGAGCGUAUCAACUGUCAUAUCGAGCGUGGUGACCAGGCUUUGCUUAGAGCCUACAUAAAUGAGUGGACUAAGUUUCAUGAACAAACCGGAAUUCUUCCGCUGCCGUUCAUGGCAAUUGAUCCGGAAACCGCUCCUCCAGCCCCUCUUCCACCUGGCAGCGAAUCUCGUACUCCAAGGCAGUACCGAAGUAAAACUGUUCGGGAGGAGAUGCUAGAAACAUGGAAGAAAGUUGUUUUUCAACACAUCAGCUUGAAGCUUCUCUCAGCGGCUCUUCGUCUUGUUGAAGCAGAGCGUAAUGGCGAAGCAGUUGAUGCACAUCUUGUCAUUGGAGUACGAGAAAGUUGGGUGGCUUUAUACGACCAACGGGACUGCUAUUACGAAGACGUUCUUGAACAGUACCGAAAGCACUUUGAACGAGAAUUUGUUGAAGAGACUGUCGCGUAUUACAAGAAACGAGCAGCGCAGUAUCUGGCAGAAAACGGUGUGAUCAACUAUAUGUCUUAUGCCGAUCGAAUGCUUGAGGAGGAAGAGCAGCGAGCAAGAAAGUACCUGAACCCCAAUCGCGAAAGUGUUGAUAGGCUGGUUGAGAGUUGUGUGCAAGUUCUCGUUGUUGAGUUUGAAGACCAAAUUCUUGCCGAAUGUCCAUCGUUAAUUGCCAAGAAUGACGUUGAAAAGCUACGUAUGUUAUAUCGAUUGAUAAAGUGGACUCCUACCGGUAUAGAAGUUGUGAUCAAAGCGGUUGAUAAUCAUAUUCGUGGCGAGGGAAUAGACGACAUGAAGGAGAAUGCGCUGACGAUUACGACGGAUCCUGAAAAGUACAUAUCACAAUUGCUAAGUAUGUUCGAUCGAUUUAGCACCCUAGUCAAAGAAGGUUUCUACGAUGAUGCUCGGUUGUUAACGGCGAGAGAUAAGGCAUUCCGCGCUCUCGUCAAUGAUACGACUAUCUUCAGAAUGGAGUUACCAUUAGGAAAAAAGAGUCGAAAUACGGCAGUAGAAUCGAAAUGUCCGGAGCUACUUGCCAAUUAUUGUGACCUUCUAUUGAGAAAGACGCAGCUGAGUAAAAAGCUUACGUCGGAAGAGAUUGACUCGAAGCUCAACAAUCUAGUAUGUGCUUUGUGCUACUACGAGC